ACCCUGUUGAUAAUUGACCAACUUCACAGUAUUUACCUGUCUCUUUUUACUUUUUAACAUUUUAAGGUUAUGUUUUUUUCUAGAAACAUGUAAAUGAUAAAGUGAUAAAGUAAAUCAUUUCGAAACGUUAUUCAAAGCUAAUUCUCCAUUAAUCACAAUCUUCACAAUUAUCCAAAAUCAGAAUAUUAAUAUUAUAAUGGCAGAGAAAAAAUUAAAUACAAAUACAACGGGAAAUUCGUCGGUUCCUUCUGAAGUUACAAAUAAUUUUCCAUCAAAAUCACAGUUUUCAUCGACAACACGUUUAACGUCAUUUCUUGCCCCACGUGAUUUAACACUCGGUGGCAAUUCAUUGAAAUUAGAUAAACCGAAAAAAGUCUACACACCGAAUUUAAAUGCCCAACGAAAAAAGAAAGAAGAUGGUGAACCAGAAGUUGUGCAGAAAAAUCCAAAAAAUGCAAAAAACAAACAUCAAAAGGGCAAGGGCAAGGGAAGGGGAGGUGAUAAAGAUCACGACUGGAAGAAAAAGGAUAAUUCCAAAUAUAUACAGUCAUCGGGAGUGUUUGCGGAGGGUUUCGCCGACAGUCCACGUUCGAGAGCACGAUUUUCCGGCUAUCGUGAAGCGGGCGAUCGUUGCUCGACACAGGAACUAUUGCAGAGACCGAAAUUAAAUGCGGGUCGCAUUGUCGACAAGGAGCAAGAGGAGGAGAAAUUGAAAUUAUUAUUGCGCGACGAUUUCAUUGACAAUGACGAUGAGAAUGGAGAAUUUGAUAAUCAAAAUUGUCCCAUUGUCCUGCCAAUAAUAACGUCCGAGGGUAAAUUAUUCAAGGAGGAGGUGAAAAUUGAAGCCAAUGAACAAAUCGAUGAUAAUGUGGGAGAUGAGAAAAAGAAGACUGCAUUUGUCAAACAUGACAAAAAAAAAAAUGUCGGAAAAGAAUUAUUCCGCAAGAACGUGAAGGAUGAGAAAAAAAUACCGUUGAAUAUUUCCCAGAGUUUGGAAAACAAAGCAAAUGGAUAUUUUCUAAUUCGGUUCACCGACUGCUUACCAGGCGAGUCUGUUGAUAAUGACGAUGAGGACAAUACUCGACCGCGUAAAAAUGCCGAGGCAAAAGUUGACAAUAAUAAACAACAACAAAAGCCAGAGAAUAUUUUUGAUAAUUUGAAGGAGGGAUUUUUGGGAAAACUACAAAUUUUAAAGUCCGGCUCUGCGAGAUUGUGCCUCGGCAAUCAUAAUCUCUCGAUUGAUCUCGCGCCACAAGUAUUUUUCCGUGAAGACGUUGUUGUCUCGAAAUUGGAUAAUGAAAAUAUAACCGGAGAACUCAUUAAUCUCGGACCUGUUCAUACGAAUUUAAUUUGUACUCCCGAUUGGGAGAGUCUCAUAAAGCUGCAAGUGUAAUAAAAGAAAAAAAAAUCAUUUCUCUAUUAUUUAAA
Messenger RNA from Leptopilina heterotoma, 1428 nucleotides. RefSeq lists its product as uncharacterized. The transcript has 7 exons. The record is from RefSeq and is a predicted model, not a curated record. The coding region runs from base 197 to 1393 and encodes 398 amino acids. Gene Ontology annotation, molecular function: DNA binding. Lineage: Eukaryota; Metazoa; Arthropoda; Insecta; Hymenoptera; Figitidae. Gene Ontology annotation, biological process: transcription by RNA polymerase III. Gene Ontology annotation, cellular component: RNA polymerase III complex.